This is a messenger RNA of Physeter macrocephalus (sperm whale), 2846 nucleotides long. RefSeq names its product DnaJ heat shock protein family (Hsp40) member C28 (gene DNAJC28). NCBI's taxonomy places the organism in Eukaryota, Metazoa, Chordata, Mammalia, Artiodactyla, Physeteridae. The transcript is spliced from 2 exons. The record is from RefSeq and is a predicted model, not a curated record. Bases 311 to 1471 code for a protein of 386 amino acids.
CUCUCGGAAUGUCCUGCUCGAGUCCUCUUGGGAAGAGUUCGUUUUAAAAGAGAUUCUGGGGUUCCCUGGUAAGGUAGCACAUCUGUUUCUAUUAGGUAUAAUACUGCCCUCCGCACCCCGAGGGUUCCCUCAGUGUAAAACGCAGGUGGUCUAGUCCAGCGGAGACACUUGCCCCCGGCCACCGCGGGGAAGCCUGAGGAGUGACGGGCCCAUCGCUCACGCAUGCGCACAGGCGUAGCAUGGGGGCGGGAGCCGCUGAGUCCCUUCCCAGCGUCUGAGAUCAUUGCUAGGAAGAACUCUGGGUACAAUAAUGAACACAGUGUAUGUGAUGAUGGCUCAAAUCUUAAGAUCUCACCUGAUAAAUGCUUCAGUGAUUCCUAAUCGAAUGAAAAUGGGUCCAUAUCUUGGUGUCAUUAGAACUAGAAUGAUGUCAACUCAUAAAUCCAAAAAGAAGAUGAGAGAAUAUUAUAGGCUGCUGAAUCUGGAUGAAGGAUGCUCUGCAGAUGAUGUCAGGGAAUCUUUUCAUAAGCUUGCCAAGCAAUACCAUCCAGAUGGUGGCUCUAGUACUGCUGAUUCUGCAACAUUUAUAAGGAUCGAAGAAGCUUAUAGGAAGGUGCUUUCCCACGUGAUAGAACAAACAAAUGCCAGACAGAGUAAAGUUGAAGAAACAGAAGAAGAAGAAAAAAAAUUCAAAUAUAACACACCCCAACACCGGCAUUAUUUAAGUUUUGAGGGUAUUGGUUUUGGGACUCCAAGUCAACGAGAGAAGCAGUAUAGGCAAUUUAGAGCAGACCGUGCAACUGAGCAAGUGAUGGAAUACCGAAAGCAGAAACUGCAAAGCCAGUAUUUCACCGAUAGUGUAACUGUUAAAGAUGUAAGACACAGUAAGGAACAAAAGAUAACUCAAGCAAUAGAACGUUUGGUGGAGGAUCUCAUUCAGGAAUCAAUGGCAAAAGGAGACUUUGACAAUCUCAGUGGGAAAGGAAAACCUCUAAAAAAAUUUUCUGGCUGUUCAUAUAUUGAUCCCAUGACUCACAACCUGAACAGAAUAUUGAUAGAUAAUGGAUACCAACCAGAAUGGAUCCUAAUGCAAAAGGAAAUAAAGGAUACUAUUGAUCAACUCAGAGAGGCAAUUUUAGUGUCAAGGAAAAAACUUGGGAAUCCAAUGACACCAACUGAACAGAAACAGUGGAACCAAGUUUGUGAGCAGUUUCAAGAAAGCAUCAAAAAACUAAACAAGCGAAUUAAUGACUUUAAUUUAAUUGUUCCCCUUCUGACCAGGCAAAAAGUCCAUUUUGAUGCACAGAAAGAAAUUGCCAGAGCCCAGGAAAUACAUGAGACCCUUAUAAAAACACAAGAAGUCACAGAUAAAAACCCAAAUAACUUUGAUCAGGGAGAAGGAGAGAAAACACCUGGAGUCAAGACAGGUUUCUUUAACUGGAUGAAUGUGUGGCACUUUAUUAAAAUAUGACCAUCUCGUCGUUCACAGAACUGCCCCCAAUCAUUUUCAGUAGUACUGACAUCACACAUAGAGGCUGAGAUUUCUUUCUAUAACACAAGAGUCUGAGAACUGUGUGCCUCUGUACUUUUCACAAAACAAGUCACAUCUCCAGUGAUGUGUAGAUGAGAGAGCUGUAAGAAACUAAGUCAGAGAAAUAUUCAACCAGCUUUGCUCUGAGGAUAUAGCAAAACAAGAGGAGAACUUACUUUUAAGGAAACAAUUUAAUACAUUUCAGAGCAUAAAUGUCAGUCAUCAGGUGAAAGGAGUUAGGAAAGGGACUCAGGCUGGGAAUCAUAAAGGGUAUUCCAAAGUCUUAGUGCAGUUUUAAACUCUAAUAAGUUAAAAACAUUUGCUGUUUGCCAUCUUCAAACAUAGGUACUUCAACAACAACUAAGAAUGUAUCAUGAAAGGUCACAGAAUGAAAGAAGUAUGGAAUGUAGGCAACUAAACCUCCAAAUGAUGUAUGUUUUCCACAAGUUUGCUGCAUUUAUAUACCGGAGGUUAUUAAAGCACUAAUUUUUCUAAGCCUUUUGGGACAUUCUCUAUAUGGUUGGAAAUGUUUAGAUCAGAAAAUUAGCCUAGUGGAGUUAUGACACUCUUUUUUAUAAAGCCCUUCUCUCUGGGUACUGAAUAAAGAAACCACCAAAUAUCUUGGUUGUACUUUUUCCUGCCUAACUUCAUGAGCCAUUGGCAGCACAGAUCCAUCAGCCAAGCUAGCUGAUUUAGCUUUUCUAGAAAUAGACUCCAGUGUCCACUUUUAAAGAGUUUGAAAGUAUUUUCUGACCUUUCAGAGGUGGGGGAAAAAAGAUCCUUGGGCUCAAUGGAAACAAGAUUUCACUUUUGGCUUCAUCUCUAAUCAGAGUUGAAAUGUUAGGUUUACAUAAACCUACCUGAAGCCUCUCUUUGUUAUGUAUCAAACUCCCCAGAGGCUUUUUCAGUGAUGUGAAAAUCUCAGUUUACUGUCUUAGGGAUCCAAUUUCCUGUCUUAGGAACCCUUUAAUAAACAAAGAUAAGGUGCCCACUUGCACCUUUGGCAAAUGACAGGAGAUUGACAUCCAUGAGAUUGUGUCCCAACCACUUUCAGAAAGCUCUGACUUCUUUAGGUUUGUGUAACUGCCUUAUUCACAGAAUCGGGCAACUAGAGGAUAAUGGAGAGUGAUCAAAAGGAGCAGGUCUGUUUCCUUAUUUAAUUCGGAGCACUGUACUAUGGAAGUGCCUCAGAAGCAUGUCACUUGCCCCUCUGAUUUUGGAAGAACACGUUAUUUUGUAAAGUGUGUGAUAGUUAAAUAAAAUUACAUCUUCAAAAGGAAAUUUCAGACCUUUCUGCUUACAUUAUGGGGCAUUA